Scutellospora calospora is the source of this 699-nucleotide messenger RNA. Lineage: Eukaryota; Fungi; Glomeromycota; Glomeromycetes; Diversisporales; Gigasporaceae. The record is from the annotation of a GenBank genome assembly.
AUGUCUUUAUCUAUUGUUUUUCCUGGUAUUGAUAAAACGUUUGAUCAAUUUGUUGAAGAAUUGUUACAAGAUAAUUUCAAUACUUAUUUGACAACAAAUACUGAGAGUUUUAAAUUUACAAAAGAAAAAGUUUUUAAAUAUUUUGUAUACGAGUUUUUGUCAAAAAAUGGUAUUGAUGUAGAAAUGAAUAUGAAAUCUAUUUCAUUUAUUAAGAAUAUUUUCCUUCCUGUUUUUGAUGGAAAUAUUGAUAUUCAUGGUCAAUAUAGAAUUUUAAAUUAUUUUUGUCAAUGUAAAUACAAGAAUAUAAAUCAUAAAAUUCAAUUAAAGGAGAUGCGAGAAUUUUUAAAUUUGGUAGAGAAAAAAAUUCAUCAAUUCGGGUUUUUAGUAUCUAACGUAGAAUUAAGUGAUGAUGCUUUGAAAGAAUUAAAUGCAUCUUCUGUUAAAGAUAGGGCAUGUGUUUGUUAUGAUUACGAGAUUGUCGAAAGAAUUAAGGAAUAUGCAGUUUUUAUUGAUUAUAAGAAUCAAAAGAAAGAAUUAGAUGAGAAAGAAUUUAAAAUCAAAUAUAUUAAAUUAGAAAAAGAAAAUGAAAUGUUAAAAAUUUUCAAUGAUAAAUAUGAGAAACAUAUUGAAAAAUUUGAAAAAUUUACAGAGUUUAUAGAAAAAUAUAUUUUAAAGGAUAACGUAGAUAUCGAAAAUUAA